Molecule: messenger RNA, 951 nt
Organism: Grosmannia clavigera kw1407
Lineage: Eukaryota; Fungi; Ascomycota; Sordariomycetes; Ophiostomatales; Ophiostomataceae
Product: f-box domain containing protein
Exons: 1
Coding region: 1-951 (316 amino acids)
Molecular function (GO): protein binding
Source: RefSeq, a predicted model, not a curated record
AUGUUCGAAGGACUCUACCGCUCUUCGGGAGGCUCGGCCUCGCUGCUGGCUCGCGAGAAGUCGGCCGUGGCCGCUGGCAUUCGACCGCCCCGACGUGCGCUGUCGACUAAUGACUUUAUCUAUCCCACGCCACCGUCACGCACCUUGCUCAUCCAGACGAGCGGCCUCAGUACAUGUUCGCCCGCAGACGUGACGCCACAGCGGCCGCCCACCAUCGCCGAGGAGACGGCAACGGCCAUACUAUCGCCCAGACGCAGACGGUUGCUGCCAGCACAAGCUCUGAACCGAGAGUCGUCGCCGGCACGGCCGCAGCGGCCCAAGCUGGGCGCACCACGACGUUCGUAUUCGGUCAUGGACUACGAGCCGGUGCCACCGACACACCAGCCGUCGGCCAACCUGCAGCUGGCCGAUUUGCCGGCUGAACUGCACUAUGCCAUCUUUGACUUUCUCGAUCCCAUCGACAGCACUUGUCUGGGACUGACAAACAAGCACUUUUACGCCAUCCACCGGCGCAUGCACGGCACUGUGCCGCUGUCAGCACGACGCACCGGCCCCAAUGACAUGGAGUGGGUGUGGCACAAGGCCGGACGGUUAUCACCACCACCGACGCCACCGGCGUCGCCGCCCGGCUUGGACAAGAUCCUUGUCGGCAUGGACGCGGCCACUCAAGGCACGGGAACUCCGAUCACGACCCCGACUUCACCCAAGGCGCUGGCCCUGCUACGGGUGCGCGGCCAGGCGCUCUGCCGCAAGUGUGGCGUCAGCCGCUGUGAACUUCAUACGCACAUCCAGACUUGGAUGGGCCCUGGCUACGAGUAUUGUGCAGUGCGCGACAAGUUUGGCAAGCCGGCACUCGAGGGUGCUCGGGAAUCGUGCUUCCGGAGCAGUCCCAAACACCCGAACCGUUGCGGCCGUCAUCACGUGCCCAAGACACAGCCGAUGUCGCCGUAG